Messenger RNA from Calliphora vicina (urban bluebottle blowfly), 7365 nucleotides. RefSeq names its product Ankyrin repeat-rich membrane spanning (gene Arms). The coding region runs from base 487 to 5382 and encodes 1631 amino acids. The transcript has 12 exons. Lineage: Eukaryota; Metazoa; Arthropoda; Insecta; Diptera; Calliphoridae. Gene Ontology annotation, molecular function: protein kinase regulator activity; PDZ domain binding. The record is from RefSeq and is a predicted model, not a curated record.
AUAAAAUUAUCACAACAGUUUUUCUUCGUAUGAUGAAUGACGUCUUUUAUAAAUAUUUAAACAAAUUAAUGAUAAAUUAAAUUUUUAUCAUUUUUUUAACAUAAGAAUUUAAAAAAUAAAUAGAUAUCUUCUGUAAAGUGGCGAGCACUGCCACCAUCAAGAAUUACGUUUACUAUACUCACUCACUCACUCUUCACUCCAAAUGACACUCAAAACUGUCAACUUCAUGAAUUUUGCGCGCACCGUUUGUCAUCAUUAAUUAAAAUAUAAAAAAUAAAGAAAAACUGAUACAAAAUAAAAGUAAAUAUUAAUAUUAAAAUGCCAAACAUUUGAUUACUUGGCUAAAUAACGAAUGAAAAAAAAAUAAUAAAAAUAAAACUAAAUAUUUUUGCAGAAAAAUAUUUUUGUUUUAGCCAGAUUUUUGUUUAAUAAUACUAGUGUUAAUUGUGUAUAAAUGUUGUGACUCGGUCAACGAAAACGUUUAGUAUGAAAUUAUCAAAGAGUUGGGAUGAGUUAAUUUUAAGUGCGUCGCGAUUGAGUUUAAAUAAUUUACGCACACCCGGCAAAAAGAAAAAUAAAAAUAACCUCAAUCGUUUUGGAGAUUCUAUGGGUUCGUUGGGACAUCGAGCACUUCUACAAUAUGUGGAUACAAACGAUUUAUCGGGGCUGCGAGCUAUCUUAGAUAGUCGUCAUUUAUCUGUUGAUGAUCGUGAUGAAAAUGGCACCACGGUACUCAUGGUUGUGGCAGCUCGUGGUCUAACGCCCUUUGUGCGUGAAUUUUUGGCACGUGGCGCUGACAUUCAUGCUGAGGAUAAUGACAAUUGGACAGCUCUGUUGUGUGCAUCCAAAACGGGACAAUUCGAUAUAGUGCAAUUGUUAUUGGAUCAUGGUGCUGAUAUUGAGCAUAGGGAUAUGGGCGGUUGGACUGCCUUAAUGUGGGCUGCUUAUCGUGGUCAUACAGAAUUGGUGCGCUUUCUCUUGGACAAAGGAGCCGAUGUUAAUGUCCAUGGCAAUUAUCAUUUGGGUCCUCUGCUAUGGGCUGCUGGUCGCGGUUUUAAGGAAAUUGUUGAAAUGUUAGUAACUCGUGGAGCUAAAGUGAAUGUGGGUGAUAAAUAUGGUACGACCGCCUUGGUGUGGGCUUGCCGCAAGGGUAAUGCAGAUAUAGUUGAUACACUAUUGAAGGCUGGAGCCAAUGUGGAUACAGCUGGCAUGUAUUCAUGGACUCCUUUGUUGGUGGCCGUUUCGGGAGGUCACACUGAUUGUGUUGUAUCUCUGCUGGAAAAGAAACCCAAUGUCAAUGCUCUCGACAAAGAUGGCAUGACUGCCCUGUCGAUUGCCUCACGCGAAGGUUACCAAGAAAUCGCUGCAGCUUUGAUUGCGGCUGGUGCUUAUAUAAAUAUACAAGAUCGUGCAGGUGAUACGCCGCUUAUACAUGCUGUCAAGGGCGGUCAUCGUAGUGUGGUGGAGGCUUUGUUGAAAAAACAUGCGGAUGUUGAUAUACAGGGCAAAGAUCGUAAGACGGCCGUUUAUACGGCCGUGGAAAAGGGUCACAAUCAAAUAGUUAAAAUUUUACUGCAAACUAAUCCCGAUCUCGAAGCGGCUACCAAAGAUGGCGACACAGCUUUACUAAAGGCAGUGCGCAAUCGCAACUUGGAUAUAGUACAAAUGUUGUUAGAUCGUAAGGCUAAGGUUGGUGCUAGUGAUAAGAAAGGUGAUACUUGCCUGCACAUUGCCAUGCGUGCUCGAUCGAAGGCAAUUGUGGAAGCUUUAUUAAGAAAUCCGAAAAACAGUCAAUUAUUAUAUAGACCCAAUAAGUCGGGUGAGACGCCCUAUGUUAUAGAUACCUCCCAUCAAAAGACAAUUUUAGGCCAAGUAUUUGGUUCGAGACGUUUAAAUACAAAUGAAGAUUCUGAAGGUAUGCUGGGCUAUGAAUUGUAUUCCUCUGCCUUGGCUGAUGUCUUGAGUGAUCCCACGUUAACCACACCCAUAACGGUGGGCUUGUAUGCCAAAUGGGGCAGCGGCAAAUCGUUCCUGCUUAACAAACUUAAAGAUGAAAUGACAAAUUUUGCACGGCAAUGGGCUGAACCUCCGCUGAAAACUGGUGGCCUAUUGUUUUUGGUAUGCUUUCAUUUAGCUUUAAUUCUGGGCACCAUUGUGGGCUUGGCCACUUGGUCGGCUCUGUGGGGUGGCGUGGCUGGUGUUAGUUUCUUGGUGUUUGCAUACCUGCUAUUAGCUAUAAUACGUUAUUGUAAUUAUCAAAUGGACAUGUACUGGGCUUAUUCCAUUGAUCACGGCAUUUUGAAGCGCAUUGGACGCCUACGACUGAUACUCCAAGUGGCUUUUUGUCAUCCACCUGGUGCACAGGCUGAUACAACAGCAAAACCUGUUCGUUUUCAUUUUGCCGAAGCCAGUAGCGCUUCGCCGACGGGAGAAGGGGCUGUAGCUCAUAUGUUGGCUGCGCUAUUUGAAGCCAUCGAAACGCACUAUGGCUGGUUAUCGACUAGACUCUAUAGAGCAUUUCGUCCUAAACCUUUAAAAGUUACGGCUGGUUGGCGUUGGCGUCGCAUGUGUUGUGUUCCUAUAGUGGUAAUCUUUGAAGUUGGUUUAUUGGCGCUAAUUGCUGGUCUUUCGCUGGUGGUGGCCUAUUUUGCUCAUGGCACCAAUGUGGAACGUGAUAAUGUCCUGGUGCCAAUUUAUGUUAUAUGUGCUGUAUUUAUUUGCAUAAUCUGUACAAAUCUUCAUGUGCUGGCCAAAGCGGUUAGUUCGUUAUUUGUGUCACAAGGUCGUCAUCUGAAGCGUACGGUGCGUUCUAAUGAGGGUGCUCCAUUGACGGCAUUGGGAGCUGAGGUGGCGUUAAUGACCGAUAUGGUGAAGUGUCUUGAUGCUUUUACCAGUCAACAGAGCCGUUUGGUAGGCGUAGUUGAUGCUUUGGACUCCUGUGAUACUGAAAGAAUUCUGUCCGUUUUAAAUGCUAUACAGACAUUGCUCUCCUCGCCAAAUCGGCCAUUUGUUGUACUUAUAGCCGUCGAUCCCCACGUUAUUGCUAAAGCUGCCGAGGCCAAUAGUCGCCGUCUCUUUACCGAAGGUGGUAUUGGUGGUCAUGAUUUCCUUAGAAAUUUAAUACAUUUACCGGUGUACUUGCAAAAUUCUGGUUUACGUAAGGUCCAAAGAGCCCAAAUGACUGCCUUACUAUUCAAACGUAACUACGGCGAUUUACAAGGCGAUGAUGCUCCCACCUUGGGUCAUUCGAUAUCGGCAAGGCGUUUAUCCAAUGCCUCCGAAAUAAUGUCGAGUCAAGAAAAAUUAAGAGGACCCAUGGCAGCUGGUGGUGGUCGUGGAGCAGGCCCUGGUAAAAAGUUACGAUUGUCGGAGUCGGUGGCCAGUUCAAUAGGUUCGAAUCUACAUCGUUUAGGUCAAAAUCCACAAGGUGUUUUAGACAUGUCAAAGAUAAUGUUGACAGACGAUUACUUUAGCGAUGUCAAUCCGCGUAGUAUGAGACGUCUGAUGAAUGUUAUUUAUAUUACGGUGCGUUUAUUAAAAGCAUUCCAAAUUGAUUUUAGUUGGUAUCGUUUAAGUUCUUGGAUUAAUUUAACCGAACAAUGGCCUUUGAGAGCCAGUAUGAUUGUGUUGUAUCACGAUCAAUUUAUGGAUCAGUUUGAUGAUAGUCUUUCGCUACAAGCUGUAUAUGAAAAGGUACGACCUAAAUUAGCCUGUUUACGUGAAGCUGCUAACCUGUUAGAAUUAGAUCGUGAUGAACGAAAAUUAGAUGCCUUUUUGCAAUUGCAUAAGUCUGAUCUCCUAGUAGCAGAUUUACGUAUAUUUCUUCCAUUCACCAUUAAUUUAGAUCCAUAUUUACGAAAAGUAUUAAAAGAGGAUCAACAAUCGAUUGAAGAUGAAGGUUCAGUGGUUUUACAAAAUCGCCCCAGUGUUCAGCCAUCAAUGCGUUUGCCACCAACACCCACAACAUAUGUGCCUUCUCCUCUGGGUCCUUACCCACCCUACCAUCUUUUGCAAAAUGAAUAUGCUAUGCAGGAAUUGAGACAACGUAAUUUGAGCUCUAGCACUGAACCGCCCAUGACUCCUUUGCUAAGUUCGCCUGCAGAUUCAUUUGGGGAUGAUAUUUUACAAACGAAACUUUCUGAUCUUACUGUGGAGGGUAUUAUAAGUUUACUUGAGCGUGUUGAAGAUUUAAAGCCAACAUUAACAAAAUUAGCACCCACUCUAAGGGAAAAUGCAGUAAAUGGACGUGUUCUAAAGUAUUGUGAACUGAAUGAUUUAAAACAGGUUCUCAACUUAAGUUUUGGUCAUUGGGAACUCUUCCGUUUACUCAUUACUACUAUGCGAGAUUAUGAAAAAGUCCCUCGUAAAUUUAAACCCACACCAGCUAUAGCCGAUGUUCCAGCUAAUCAGGUGACGCCCACAACGAAAGAUCAAGUUGAUUCACAUAAUUUGGCGCCAAAUCCACCGCACUCCAGAAAAAAUUCUACCACAUCCCAUAUGGAAAAACAGGUAACAUUGGAAGAGCAAAUGAUAUGUGGUGCUUUACAGACAUUAAAUGAGGAUGCCUUUGAGGAUGUGGCCAGCAGUGAGAGACCAAGUCCAUCCGGUUUGCCAACAGGUGAGAUGAUAGCUGCAGCCGCACAACUGCAUUUAGCACCCAUACGAGAAUCAUCGGAAUUCGGUUCACCAUCCGAUGAGCAAAAAUUUAAUAACAAUUUACUACCAUAUGUUUCCAACAACAACAACAACAAUAAUAAUAAUAACAAUAGCAAUAAUUUAAAUACUACACCAACGUCACAACAACAAAUGCAAACAAACAAACAAGCCGCCACUACCACCGGUUACAAUCGCAGUGCCAGCUCACACUCAUUGCAUAGUUUAAGUGGAAGUACAUUUAUGGAUCAUGAAUUACAAGGACCGCCCUCGGUACUUUCAUCUACUCUAAUAAAUACUAAUCUAAUGCCACCACCAUCUCCCGUACAAACACGCAGAGAUUCAAUACUUAAACAGCAGGGUAGUGUUAAAACCGAGAAACGAGUGUCUAUCAAACAGACAUCACCCAAUAAUAAUUCAAAAUUGUCGUCAUCCAAUAUAGAAUAUGUAUCGGAAAAAUCAAAUGAUGCUGCAGCAACCAGCUCAUUGGGCAAUGGUAAAAAAAGACAAGGAAAACCUCCAUCGGGUCCCCGACCCGCCUCUUUGGUCAUAACUAAAAAUGACGGAAAUUCACAAUUUAAAUUGGUGCGAUCGUCGUCCAUAGAUUAUGAUGACAUUGAAUCACAACAACAUACCGGCAACAUACAAAGACCAAUAAAUCGUACAACACUUUUGGAACAAUUACAGGAAGAUGAAUCAGCUCCUUUAGUAUUUACCGUACACAAGUGACAUUUCAUAUCAUAUCAUUGUGUUUUGUUUCUUAGUUGGUAGAUAUUUAUACAUAUAAUUUAAGACACUUUCUAUAUAGUUAUAAAAAUUCGGAUAAAUUCGGGGUUACACAUAUAUUGGAAAUUUAUUAUAAUACAAUAUAUAAAAUUUAAAUUUUGAAUUUUCGUAAUAUUAAUUAUAACCAGAGGGGUUAUUGCGUAAUUAUAUUCAAAAGACAAUACUUUUCGGGAUUUUUCCUACAGAUUCCAGAUAAAGUUUUAUUCAAAUCUAGUUACGCAAUAACUUUUGGUUUAUUUUUUUGAUUAUAAAGGGUCUUACAAUAGGGACUUCCGAAUUUUGGCAGUUGAUAGUGGCCAUAUUGUUGAAGCAACAUCUGUCAAAUUGCCUAAACAUCAUGGACGGAUAUAGCUUUCAGCAAUACGUGCAAAUGAUAUAAUUGUUUUAUCAAAAUGUGUGUUCUGUUCGGGCAUCGUUCCGCGUGCUUCGCCCAUUUUACAGUGAAGCUUGUUUCUGGAUGAUUGGCUACGUCAAGAAACAAAUUGGUCGAGUUUGGGACGACACCAAUCCACAUGAGAUCCAAGAGCGUCCAAUGCAUCCCUAAAUCACUGUUUGGUGCGGAUUUUGGGCUGGCCUCAUCAUCGGCCAAUAUGUCUUUGAGAUCGACAUUGACCAGAACAUCACCGUCAACGACGAGCGCUAUAGGUCGAUGAUUACCAACUUCUUUUGAACUGAAUUGGAUGAUAUGGACAUCAACGACAAGUUAUUUGACGGCGUAACGUGCCACACGGCUUAUGCCACAUUGGACAUUAUACACGAGCGAUUUAAGGGCAUGGUCACCUCACGUAGAGGUGAUGUGAACUGGCCAACGAGAUCGUGCGAUUUUAACCCCGUUAGACUUUUUCUUUUAGGGUUUUCUUAAUUCGCAGGUCUAUGCGAAUAAUCCAGUGGCUCUUAAAUUUAGCGCGAUUUAUCCUCCAGAGUCAUGGAAAAUUGAACAUUUCGGAUUCGCGCAACCCAGCGAAGCACUAUGUUAUAUUCCAUACGUGAUGGCGUCGAUAGGUCAUUUAAACGAAUAAAAAAUUCAGUGAUAUUCCACACACAGUUUGUUUUAUUUAAAGAUAGGAAGCGCUUAAUGAAAGACCCUUUAGAUGAUUAAAGAACACAGAUAAACCACAAGUUUUUGACCUUGGUUCUUCCGAUUUUGAACCGGUAAACACCUACCCUUUGGAUUCCUUUUUAUUCUUUUAAAUUUAAAACAAAAAACAUUCGCGAUUUUAUUCAUAAUGUAUAUCGCGAAUAAAAUCGAGAGUUUUUGGAAAUUAAAAUAAAUACAAAUAAAAAAGUCUAAAUGACUCUCAAGAGUAUGUGUUUACUGAAUACGAUCAAAAUCGUAAGACUCAAGGUUAAUUUAUUUGUAAUGUACGGUGAAGUAUAUGAUAUAGAAGGAUAGGAGAGAGAUCUAGUUGUCAUCUAUGGUUGUAUCUUUAUAAUUUAUUAUUAUAUGUAUUUUUCCAGUUCAUGCUCCAAUUUAUCCGCAUUUUGUGUGUACAAUUGUUUUUUUGUUUAAGAAACCAAUUACCUUAAUAGUAUAAAAAUAAUAUAUUUAAUAAUUAUGAAUUCUAAGACUUAAAUUUAAAUAAAAUUGAGCAGUAAAGAAAUGGCCUGUUAAGUAUCGAUUAAAUUGUUGAACAAAAUUGAUCUUAAAUUUAAACUAUUUGGUCUCAUAACAACAAAUUCUGCUCAAUUUAUUAUUUUAAUUAAACUUAAUUGUUUUCGGAAGUUUUUUUUUAGGACAACAAAAGUAUACAACAUAUUUACACACUUAUAUAGGUAUAUAUUAAAUAGAUUUAUUAGAGAAUUGAUACAAAUAUAUAUUUUCGAAUAUUUUUAUGUAUUUAUAUACUAAAAACACUGUUAAUUGGAUAUUUUGUUUCAACAUUAAAAAAAAAAUAAAACUUUAAUAAAACAACACAUAAAAUUCAA